AUGCUUUCAAUGUGGAAAUAUUAUUCAAAAUUGAACAUCCUAUCACGAAUACCGGCAAAAUUUAAUUUUAACGUACCUGAAAAAGCAAAAGGAACAGUUGUGGAAAAAUGGAUCAAAUACUGGGAAGGUUUAAUUAAUGAUUAUGCUGAUGUGUUCAGGGAUUCAAUUAAGGAAAGUAAGAGUAAGCCAUAUAAAACAGGGUUAUUAGCACUCUCUGGAUGUUUUUUAACAUAUGCAGUGUAUAACAAUCCGACUGAACAAGAUUUUAGGGAUAGUGUUAUUUAUUACCAAAAUUUAUUUGGCCUUGUGGGAAAGCCUGUUAGAAAUCCAGGAGUCGAUGUUUACCUUAAAAGUUUAGAAAAUUCAUUUAAUUUUAAAGUUAUUAGAAGAUUAUCUUUGGGCAUAUUUUGUUUUAUAUGGAUUGAUAAUUACGAUGAAGCAUUGGGACUUUACAAAGCACAGUGUAAAUAUUUAAAACCUAGAUAUUUGACAUUUUACGAAAGAGUGAUUGAUGUUGGUUUUUUAAACAAAUUUUGGAUUCUUGAAAAAAAUAUGAGAGACUAUGACAUUAAUCCUAAUGAAUGGAUUGAUUUUUCAAAAUCUGAUUACGGUUAUAAAAAUAGAAUUUUUUGA
Messenger RNA from Pediculus humanus corporis (human body louse), 633 nucleotides. RefSeq lists its product as uncharacterized. Gene Ontology annotation, cellular component: TIM22 mitochondrial import inner membrane insertion complex. NCBI's taxonomy places the organism in Eukaryota, Metazoa, Arthropoda, Insecta, Psocodea, Pediculidae. The record is from RefSeq and is a predicted model, not a curated record. The coding region runs from base 1 to 633 and encodes 210 amino acids. Gene Ontology annotation, biological process: protein insertion into mitochondrial inner membrane. The transcript has a single exon.